This is a messenger RNA of Trametes versicolor FP-101664 SS1, 980 nucleotides long. RefSeq lists its product as uncharacterized. The transcript has 3 exons. Bases 18 to 980 code for a protein of 320 amino acids. The record is from RefSeq and is a predicted model, not a curated record. NCBI's taxonomy places the organism in Eukaryota, Fungi, Basidiomycota, Agaricomycetes, Polyporales, Polyporaceae.
GGGUCAAUUCGCUGCAGAUGAUCAAGGAUUGCCCCGGAGACCGUUUAGAGAAGGGUUUGAGAGAGCAAGAUGCACCUCUUAUGCUCGAGCACUGCUUGCGAACGCUCUCCCUUUGCGAGAUUGACAUCUCGCUGUCGAGUGCCGGGGACGUCGGGGACACCUUGCGACGCAUCACUGGACUCGCGAUGAACUCCCCACAUCCUCGCGAUGCCGAGCUGCCGGAGGUCAAGAACAACAGUCCUCUUGUUCAGCUCUGUGCCCUCUCCGCAUGUGCUUACCUUCACUUCUACGGGCACUGGCUCAUCCCGAACUCCGGCUCCCUACACUCCAUCAAGACUUCUCACGACGUCCACAACGCUGCGUUCACCGCGAACGCUUGCAUACAAAACGGUUUCGUGCCACCCAUAGCGCUGCACAUCGCCUCUUGGUUGAGGACAGGGACGGCGCGCUUCGGCUUGGAUGUUUGUGAGAUAGAGCGAUUCAAGAAGCUCGAGUUUCUAUGGAAGGCACACGACGAGUAUCUUGCCAGCCUUCACGCGCUGGAAGCGUUGCGGCUCAAGAAAGUCGAGGAAGCGCCACAUCUCUACCGGUGCGCCAACGAUGGAUGCGACAUUCGAGCAUACAGCAAGAGCGCACUGAGGCGAUGCGGAGGCGGCUGUCCGCCGGAGCGCAAGGCCCACUAUUGCAGCGAGUACUGUCAAAGACGAGACUGGGUGAACCAUCGCAAAGACUGCAAACCACCGCCUCCAACUAGGCCUCCCAGCGAGUUGCCGCCCACUGUGACCUUGGAUCACAAUACGCGAGACCAGUUGACCCGGUGCCUUUCGCUGAGAAGCCCUUUUUUCCACUCCGAGAUCAUAUCAGAGGACGGGAAUCCCCUCGAUGACGCGAGGAACGGAAUUAUGCUCCCCACGCAGGAUAUGCAAUCCCCUCAUGUCCCUGGUCAAAUGGUAUCGCGUGCUAACACAGUCUACAUAUAA